Clarias gariepinus (North African catfish) is the source of this 13789-nucleotide messenger RNA. RefSeq names its product trinucleotide repeat containing adaptor 6C1 (gene tnrc6c1). Gene Ontology annotation, biological process: miRNA-mediated post-transcriptional gene silencing; positive regulation of nuclear-transcribed mRNA poly(A) tail shortening. Gene Ontology annotation, molecular function: RNA binding; protein binding. The record is from RefSeq and is a predicted model, not a curated record. The transcript is spliced from 22 exons. Gene Ontology annotation, cellular component: nucleoplasm; P-body. The coding region runs from base 697 to 6117 and encodes 1806 amino acids. Lineage: Eukaryota; Metazoa; Chordata; Actinopteri; Siluriformes; Clariidae.
AGCAACGAGGAGGCGGAACCCCUUUUUUAGGCUUGUUUUGCGCCGUCGGUCACGUGACAAGACGCUGGGGGAAUGGGGGCACUUCCUGUUUGCAGCGAGCUGCUGUUGUCAGUUUCAACAAAAUGGCUGCUGGAGGAGCGCGAGCGAAAGCGCAGUGAACGCCUUGUGUCACUACAGAUGGACGUCGCGGAGGUUCUCUCAAGCACGUACUCGCGUGGAUCCGCUUACACGCUUGUCAGUGAGACGAAUGCACGCUGAGAAACAUUUUCCCCGUUUUGCACUUCUUUUAAUCGCCUUGUCGACAUGAACACGUCACUGAAACAGCGCAGAGCGUGCUGCACGCGCCGAACACACGCGCGCUGAGGCUGCGCUGAGGUUUGCGUGCUCACAAGCCGGAGCCGUCGCGUCCUCUGUUUGCACUCGCAUUAUUUUAUUUUUGCUUUGUUUGUUUUGUUCAUCCUGCAAAAAAAAAAAAAAGUAAAUUCCUGAACUGGAAAAGCCAAAAGCUGUCUGUUCUACUGCAGUGUUUAAACUGGACUGUAUCGCGCGCGAGCUGCGCCAGAGCGUCUGGAGUGUCAGUGCGGGUGUAGAGCGCGUCUCCGGGCCGGGACACACUCAGCACAAAACCGCCAUUGCUGGACUUUGUGUGAUUUAAGUUGGGAGACGAAGCAAAAAACAAGAGAAGAAAAACGUUUGAUGGAAGAAAAGAAAAAGAAAAAGCAAGAAGAAAAGAAGAAAAAGGAAGCUGCUCUGAAAAAGGCUGCUGAACAGGAAACCAAAGUGCCAGAGUCUGUCAAGCCAAGCCCUGCCCCUCUUCCCUUUGCCAACCCCAGUGCUACCAACCCGUCUGCGCCAUCUACCAGCAGCGGUGGUGCCAAUGGCAAGCGCGUGCCCUCCAGCACCCAGCAGCAGCAAUCAGCAGUACAACGCUACCCACCUCGAGAGGUGCCACCACGUUUUCGCCAGCACGAGCAAAAGCAGCUACUGAAGAGAGGACAACCCUUGCCUGCUGGAAGCCUUGCUGUUGUAUUGCCAUCCUCAACCAGCCCUACUGUCCAGUCCUUACCCAGCCAGACACACCCAGACCUGCCCGUGCAGAGUGGCCAUUCAGCACAGUAUGAGAGUCCCCACUGGGGACGUACAUCCGUCAACUGCAGUACUACCGUAGUCACAACCAGUAGCAGUGGCUGGGAUCAACUGAUUAUAGACAAAAGUGAUACAGAGGAGUGGCCUUCUAUUUCGCGCAGUGAAAGCCACAUCCCUGCAGGAUGUCCAUCAGAUACUGAGCUUGUCAACAACGCCAGCAGCACAGAAACCAUGAGCAUGGCUACAGGGGGCAGCCAGCAGGGACACUUUUCCACUAAUCAUCCCAAUAAAGCCAGUAAUAGCCACUCAGGAGGCAUCCUCUCCAGCCAGACUGGGGCCAGUAGAGGCUGGGGCUCUGGCCCAUCUCCUGCCACUGCUGGAGAAGGAAAGAGUGAAGGCAGCAGUGCAUCAAUGGGACCCAGGACCUGGGGUUCCUCCAAUUUUAACUUGAAUUUAAAUCCCAAUGCCAACCCCUCUGCUUGGCCAGUCCUGGGACAUGAGGGGACAGGCGUGGGUGGCAGCUCUGGACUAUCCAACCAAGCUCCUUCUAAUAUCUGCAGCCCACCGGUUGCUGCAUCCUCUGGACCCAGCAGUAGUGGCAGUUUAGUUGGUGGCAAUGGAAAUUCUGCUGGCAACUCUGGUAAUGGUAAUAGCAGCACCGCCUGGGGUGGUAUGGUGUCUAGUGACAAUUCUGAGCCACACUCCUCGACUUCCACGAAUGUGUCUUUUAGCUCUGAACCUCAGAACCUUAACACUGAAGGACCAAAUCACACUAAGCAAGAGACCAUGAGCUCUGCCAACAGUCUGCCUAACUGGGGCGUUACCCCUGUUGGCAUGAGCUCUUUUAUCCAGUCUCCAACACGAAGUUCACAGGUCAAUGGGGAGGAGGGAUCUUUGUGGGGUAAUGGAGAUGCCAAGACUGCCAAUAGCUCCAAGGACUCAGGCUGGGAUUCAGGAAGUGGUUGGGGUCAAGGAGUAGCUUCAGCCACCCCUGGCUGGGGAAAAGCCUCAUCUAAUGGGGACUGGGGCAAGCAUUCCAGUGAACCUAAAGGGUGGGAGUCUGCAGGAUCUCCUACUCAAGAACAGCCACUGAAUUCUUGGGGGAGUGGAGCCAAUGCUCCAGCUAGUGAGGGAAGCAACGAUAGCAUGGAUGGUCAUUCUCACAGGAGGGAGCGCUCGUCAAGAGAUAUGGCCCCACCUCUCCUGCCUGCCCAGGACAUGGACCCAAGGGUUUUGUGCAACACAGGAUGGGGACAGACCCCUGUUCGUCAACACACGGCCUGGGAGACUGAAGAAGCUGCACGCUCCAAUCAUAAGAAUGAUGUUGGUACUGAAGCAUGGGGCUCAUCUUUAAAUGCACCUCAUAUGACACAACCACCAUCGCAUGGUAGUGUCAAUACAAAUUCUGGACCUGACUCUGGGGGCAAGAAUGAUGCUCAUCGCCCCACUUCUGCAACUGCAUCAGGCUGGGGAACAUCUCCCAGUCAACCAUGCUCUGGAUGGGGUGACAACACCAAGAAGCCCCCUAUUGGUCCUGGUGGUUGGGGCAACCCUCCACAAGCAGGCCACAGUGGAGGCUUGCAAAAAAGUGGACAGUGCUGGGGCUCUGAAGACAAGUCUCCUACAUGGGAUGACUCUCAUGCCAAGGCUAAACCUCAGGGUUGGGGUGAGGGCCCCAAGCCAUCCCAUGGUUGGGGCAGUGACCCAGGAGGGGACAAUGGAGCUGGUGAUGAGUGGGGUGACUCUGGAGAAGAAAAAAAGAAUGGACCAUCCAGCACUUCUUGGGAAGGGGAUGGCACAGGAUGGAAAGAAAACCCUCGUGGUUGGGGAAAACCAUCCUCAGGUGGGGGCUGGGGAGAUGCACAACGCUCCAAUGUCUCAACACAGGGAUGGAGCAACAAGACUCAGGAGGCAAGCAGUGGAAGUAAUGCUGGUGGGAACAUGGGUUCAUGGGGAGGUUCAGGCUCUCUCAAACAGAGUGGAUCUGGUUGGGGAGGAAGCAAUGGGGGAGGAGUAAAACAUAAUCAUGUUGCGGAGCCCACAGGAUGGGAAGAGCCCUCCCCACCCUCAAUCCGACGCAAAAUGGAAAUUGAUGAUGGUACCUCAGCUUGGGGUGAUCCAAGCAGUUAUAAUAAGACAGUUAACCUCUGGGACAGGAACAAUCCUGGAAUGCAGAGUAAAACAAGCUCUGGAAAUGCCAACAAUGCCCCCAAUAACCAUCACCACCAUCCCCAUCAUAAUCAGCCUCCGUUGCAGGGCCAUGGACAUGGUGGGCCAGUUGCAACCAACAGCCAUAUCACUCCUGACAAUACAAGCCCACAUCAAGCUGGGGCCCCUCAUAGCAGAGCACCCUUGAUAAAUACAGGGUGGGGAGAUAUGCCUAAUGUCCACUCCAAAACUGAGUCCUCAUGGGGAGAGCCUGUACCCUCUCCAGCAACCGUGGACAAUGGCACAUCAGCCUGGGGCAAACCCUCUGGUGGCUGGGGUGACAACAACCCUGAAGGCUAUGGCCGAGGUGGAGGCCCACCAGGAUCUGCGCCCUGCAAGCCAGCCUCUAAAUCUAUGCAAGAUGGCUGGGGAGGGGGAGAGGACAUGGGUCUGUCAACAGGGCAGUGGGAGCAGGAUGAGGGUGACAUGUGGAACAGCACAGCCUCUCAAGAGAGCAGCUCAUCCUGCAGCUCGUGGGGCAACCAGCCCAAGAAAGGUCCCCAGAAGGUCUUACAGACAAAGGUUCCUAAUAAACAAGACGAAGCCUGGAUUAUGACCCGUCUCAUUAAACAACUGACUGAUAUGGGUUUCCCUAGAGAUCCAGCAGAGGAGGCUUUAAAGAGCAACAAUAUGAACCUGGACCAGGCCAUGAGUGCCCUUUUAGAAAAGAAGACUGAAUUAGAUAAGCGAGGGUUGGGAAUCUCUGACUACAGUAAUGGGCUUGUCAACAAGCCAAUGAGCUGCAGGUCUUCAAUCAUCUCCAAAGACUCCUCCUCAGACCGUCCUGCCUUUCUGGAUAAGGAUGGAGGACUAGCGGACGAUGCCCAAACUUCACCAUUUAUGCCUUCUCCCAGCCUGAAGCUCCCGUUGGCUAGUGCUGCACUCCCUGGCCAGAGUCUUGGGGUCACAAUGCAAAACUUGAACAACAGACAGAUGCAGAGUGGCAUGUUUGGCAGUAGUGGAACAGCACAAACCCGGGCCCUGCAGCAGCCUCCUCCUCAGCCAGCAGUGCCACCUCUCAACUCCGCCCAGCCUAGUCUACGUGCUCAAGUGCCUCAGUUUCUCUCCCCUCAGGUUCAAGCACAGCUCUUACAGUUUGCAGCAAAAAACAUUGGUCUCAACCCUGCACUUUUAACCUCACCAAUAAACCCUCAGCAUAUGACCCUGUUGAACCAACUCUACCAUCUGCAGCUGGCAUACCAGCGUUUACAAAUUCAACAGCAGAUGUUGCAGGCACAACGAAAUGUUUCUGGCCCUAUCAGACAACAGGAGCAGCAAGUUGCACGUACAAUCAAUAACAUGCAGCAGCAGAUCCAGCAGCACCAGCGUCAGCUGGCCCAGGUUCUGCUAGUGAAGCAGCAUCAGCAGCCUCCUCCUCCUCAUCACAGCCUGCACCCCAGCACAGGCAAAUCAGCACUGGACACAUUUCCUUCACAUCAACAGGCAUCAGGACUGACUGUCUCUGACCUGGUGACCAAAGAGCCGCAGUCUUCUCCCAACUCCUUCUCCUCUUAUGCUCUCUCUGGAUUAAACCCCAACAUGAAUGUAAACUGCAUGGAGGUGGGAGCUAUGUCCAUGAAGGACACUCCUCAGCCUCAGUCGCGCCUGUCACAAUGGACGCACCCCAACUCCAUGGAGAAUCUCUCUGGCAGCUCCUCACCUAUGGAACCUGGCCUCAGCAAGCAUGGUGCCAUCUCUGCAGGUCCAAACCUUGGUGCUCCAGGUAAACCCACCCUGGAUGACUCCUACAACCCAUAUAACCUAAUGCAGGGCACAGACUCUUCUGCCAGUCCACUGGUGACCCCUGACAGCUGGGGCCAGAGCAAGAAUGCCAAUGACAAGAUGUCCAAUGGGACCAACAUCAGCUGGCCGCCAGAGUUCUGCCCAGGAGUGCCCUGGAAAGGACUUCAGAAUAUUGACCCUGAGACUGAUCCCAAUGUGACCCCAGGAAGUGUUCCCAGUGGCCCCACCAUCAACACCAACAUUCAGGAUGUGAACCGCUAUCUGCUCAGAGACAGGAGUGGAGGUAAGCUGUCAGACAUGAAGUCUACUUGGUCGCCAGGACCCAUCUCGCACACGCAGGCCUCACUGUCCCAUGAGCUGUGGAAGGUACCUCAGGGACCGAGGAACUCUACAGCGCCCACUCGUCCUCCACCUGGUCUGACCAAUACCAAGCCCUCCUCAACCUGGGGGGGAAACAGCCUAGGCUUGGUGCCCGGCUGGAGCAGUUCUUACUCCUCAGGUACUACUUGGAGUACAGAUAGCACCAACAGGACCAGCAGCUGGCUGGUAUUAAGGAACCUUACACCCCAGAUUGACGGCUCUACUCUGCGGACGCUGUGCAUGCAGCAUGGCCCUCUAAUCACAUUCCAUCUCAACCUGACGCAGGGCAACGCCGUGGUGCGUUACAGCUCCAAGGACGAAGCUGGCAAAGCCCAGAAAUCCCUGCACAUGUGUGUGCUGGGCAACACCACCAUCUUGGCAGAAUUCGCUGGAGAAGAGGAGGUGAACCGCUUCUUUGCACAGGGUCAAUCCCUCACACCCACCACCAGCUGGCAGGCCAACCCGGGCACCAAUCAGACACGGCUGGGGGGUGGAGCAUCUGCAACUUCCCACCCCAUCGGCCACUGGAACGCCGCCAGCCUGGGAGGAGGCGGAGCUGGCAGUGCAGCGAAGGCCAGCAGUGAGCUGCUAUGGGGGGGUGUGCAGCAGUACUCAAGCCUUUGGGGGCCACCCAGUACCGAGGAGGGACGAGUGGUCGGCAGCCCAACCCCUAUUAACACGCUACUUCCUGGAGACCUGCUGAGCGGAGAGUCCAUGUGAGGGAGUCGACUCAGGAGAAGAAUUAUGAAUAUUAAAAAUAAAAAACGGACACGAAACAAAAAAUAAUAAUAAUAAUAAGUAACAAAAAAAACUUGAAAAAAAAAUCUAAUUACGCAGGAGCAAAAACCAAGCAAAAUCAUGUGGUGAUAAUCAGCAUAAGUGGAACUGUGAACCAAGAGAGAGGAGGCUGAAGAUACACUUGUAGAGGCUGCUGACCUUCUUUCUCUUCUCCUCCUUUUUAUUUUGCAUCAUUUCAGUGGAUUUUUUGUGUUAUUUUUUUCAUGUGAGGCUUUGGUUACAGUAUUUUUUAAGACUUUCGGAGAAGAGCAAGUGACUAAAUAAAAAGGAAAUAGAACCUUUAAUUACAAACUCUCUCUUAAUAACUGAAAACUGUGUGAAGCUGUAUUUUACUACAACUGAUCAGACAAGCUGCCAUUUUUAAAUGUCCCCUGGCACAAGCCCCUCAUCACCGCUGAUACACCGUAGGAGCCUUCCUCCCUACUCCCCCAAAGAAACGCAUCAUUCCUACCAGCCCUUCCCUUUAGACUGCAUCCAUUGCUUUGUGUUCAUCUGUUAGCUCGGUGGGUUUGUUAAACUGUUCGUUAAACAGCACUAAACUAGCCUUAACUGCUUACCAGCCCCAUCUCCCACACCCUCACUCUGGGCUUACAGAAGAGAUGGAAUCAAGAAUUGCACAUUUUUUUUCUCACUUUCGAGCCAGCAGAGAAGAAAAGUUUCCAUGCUUGACUUAGCACACAGGCCACCGCACACAUCUGCUUUUCCUCCAGACCUCAGCCAUCACCCUCGUCUGUCUGCAUCACUAUUAAAGAGGCAGACGUGCGGCUGGUGCUUACUCAUCUGCAGGACAGGCUGAGCAAACAGUUGCCAGCGUGUGUGUGCAUGUGUGUUGUGCUGCAUUAACCACUGUCUUCAGAACUUUUUAACAAAACACUCAGAACACACCACACAAAAAAUGAACAGUCAAUAGACAAUGUUCAUUUCCUUCUCUUCUGCUCCAUAAAUGACCUCAGUUAUUUGUGACCCAGUGAGUGGGGGGAAAAAAUCAUGUUUGUCGGACAUGCAAUAUGCCACAGACUCUUCCGUCCAUCAUUAUACAGAGCUUAUGCUGGUGAUGUUUCCUUACUUUUUUGAUUUUGGAGGCGGGCAGGGCACAAAAACAGUCAUCAUCCCUCAUCCACCAAGUGCGAGGACAAGCAGGAAGAGGACUUUCUCAUAGUGUGUGAGCCUGUAGUGAAGAUGAUCACUAGCACUUCCUUAAAGAUACAAAGUGACCAUAGCAGGAUGCGGGCUUCAAACCAAAUAAGUGUUUCUUGUAAACCCAGUAGACAAGGUGCAUUUUAUGUUGUAUUUGGUACAAAAUAAUAGAACAAAGAGACUCGUUUGACAAAUGGAUGGUUUAUCAUAGCACUUACCAAGAGCAUCAAGCUCCAACUUCAAUGCCAACAAAUCACACAUGGAAAGCUGAAACUGAAAAACAAGCAAAGAAAAAGCAAUCUACUUAGCUUUUCCAUGCUCUUUUUUUUUUCUCUCUUUUAAAAAAAAAAAAAAAAAAAACUCUAAAUGGAUUUUUCCUUAUGUCCCUCCCUUGGAUGGACAUUAAAUGGUAGCAAAUGAAGGGUAGUUUAAAGGAAAAAACAAACAAACAUGCAAACUGAUUCUAAAGCAUUCUUGUGUUUUUUUAUAUAUAUAUAUAUAUAUAUAUAUAUAUAUAUAUAUAUAUAUAUAUAUAUAUAAGGUAAAUAUUACUGUUACCGUACUCCAAAAUUGUUAGCCUUUUGUCUGGAGAAGCUAGACAUGUUCAUAUGUGGUAAUAGAUCCUGAGGGGCCCUUUUGCCUGGCGCCCCCACCUUCCUCGGAUAAUAAGUGUGGCCACUGAGUGCCUAUCUGUUGUGGCGCCCGCUGUGCCCUCGCUGACUCUGACGCCACUUGUGCCGGACCGGUGCGCCCGACGCCACAGCGUACUUUGGAGCUGCUGUUUGGCCUGGCGCAGAGUGGCAGCUCUCACAGAAAUGGCCCGACAGUACUCUUGCGCCAGCAUUUGACCUCGUCUCAACUCUCUUAAAACUCUCUCUCUUUUCAUGCAAAGAUCACUUUAGCUGGAAGUGGACAAGAUCCUUUCAUGUCAUUUUCAAUUAUUGGUUGUAUUUUUUUUUUAUUCCCUGAAAUCGCAAGUGUUGUUAUUUUUAUGUCAACAUUGCUGUUAUUGUUGUCUUUGAUACUUUAUGCUCUUUAAGUGUGUGUGUGUGUGUGUGUGUGUGUGUGUGUGUGUGUGUGUGUGUGUGUGUGCGCGUGUGCGCGUGUGCGCAUGUGUGUGUGAGAGCGUGAGUUCAUGCAGUGGUCUUUUAUUGUAGCUGCUCUUUACCAGCCCGUUUCACUGCACAUAUGCAGGAACGUUUGGAGAAAGAUGCAUGUCUACGUGUUUUACUUGCAACAGUUCAUGUUACUAUGCCAAGUCAGCAGAAUCAUGCUGAUCUAGAACGGUGGUUCUGAGACUUUUCCUGGUUGCUCUUGUGGAUUGACUGAGUUUAGGGGCACGUCCUACUGGAGUUCGAGAACUGUAGUUAUAAAGAGUAUUAGACAUGCUCAGCCUGCUUGCUACCUCUCCAUAACCCGGUCCCUUUUCUUUCCUUUUGUCUGCCUCCUGUUUAUUCCGGCACUGAUCUGCAAGGCUGUACUCGUACUGGUGCUGAUGCGCAACUCUUUAUCACUUCUCAUUAAUGCGGUAAUAAAAGCAAAUGACAAGAGAGACCCUCUUUUUCUAUGCAAUGUCUGAGUGAGAGGUACACUAGGCUCACUGUCACUCAAUACAAACCCAUCGUCUUCUUUUUUUUCAUCACAGAUUUACUGGUUUCUGAGCAGGCUGUGACCUGUUACUGUGGCCUUCAGUGUACUUAUGUUUGCAUCUCUGAACGCCGCUUCUGGAAAACUAUCCCACACCUCAGAAUUUAGCCCUCGACUUUUCGAACUAUGUGCAUGCAAUCUCAGGGCAGACUCAGAGAACUUUACAUAUCCCUCAGUACUUUUUCGUUUUGUUUUUCCCAUCUUGUAUUGUUUAAAAUGCAUUUCAUAUUGGUGGGAGAAUUAGAAAAUACUUUUUGUAGUUGCCUUUCAUAAUGCUACUUUAGCAUCUUAACCUUGUCUUUCAUGUUACCAAAAAAUGUUAAUCAACCCCAAUCAAUCUCAAACAUGAAAAAAGAAUCAGAUGUCUGUGAAACUUGGGCUUUAUAGAUUUUCACAGAUUGCAAUUUUUAUUUUAUUUUUUUUGUUGAUCGUUAAACAAGUGGAGAUGGAAAGGUAGCAUGCAGGCUGGCAUCAAGACUGAUGGUCCCAGGCAUUAAAAUUCUCCAUGAAGGACUGGUGUGAACUAAAACAGGGAUUGCAGGGAGUUCUUGGGUAUGCUGUGGAUGGUUUACGUUAAUGUUGGGUGCAUCGUUUUUUUAAACCAAAAAUGAGAGAUUGUCCUUGUAUUGCUUUUAGGAAACAUAUAGUAUACUCUUGGCUGAAGUGCUUCUUUUUUGCAAGCCUUUUAUGGCUCGAAGCAGCAAACAGCUGAUUGUGGGAAAACUGUACUGAUGGUAUUUACUUCUGCUCUCUCAGAUGAGAAAAGCAGCACCAGGGCAGAUUUUUUUUCCCCCCAGGUUAAGGUCCACAUACGUAACUGCUUCAUGACUGCUCUGGAACACGAGCACCCCCAACAGUUCCAGAUUAAACUUCUUAUAUUUAGGCUCAGUUUCUAAUGUACAGCAUACUUUAAGUGUAACCUCUCAGUUACCUCUCAGUGUAGUAUCUGUUAUAAACACAUCUGUCUUCUGUAUUCCCAGUUUACAUUUUCAUGGAUGUGAUGCAACAAAGAGGCUGUAAUUAGUUCGCAUUGAAAACACCCAUUAAUGGCUUUGGUCCCAUACUGUACACUACUGCUAAAUUAUUACACUGAUCAGCCAUAACAUUACAAAGCAAAACAUUAAGCCCAAUGUUGUGAAGGUUCCCCUUGCGCCUCCAGGGCAGCUCUGUCCCCUCAGGGCAUGACUCCACUAGACCUCUGUGGUGUCUGGCAUCGGGACAUUAGCAGCGGAACUUUUGGAUGCUGUGGGUUCCAGGGUGGAGCUGGAUCAUAACAUACAGUUCUGGGGAAUUUGAAGUCUCGAUCUACAACCUUUUUUUUUUUUUUUUUUUUUGCUGACUUAGCCUCAUACUCGGCAGGCUGUAAUGCACUGGUUGUUCUGGUGCCUUUCUAUCAUGGCCAGCAUUGAUUUUGGCAGCAAUUUGUGCUGCAUAGGCUUUUCUGUGGGAUUGGAUUAAACCUUUGAUACCCAGGGGGAUUGGGUGAGCUUUUGGUGGAAAUGAUCCCGUCACCAGUUUACUGAUUACAUAAUUGAUAAUCAACAUUAAUGUGUUAAUAUCAUGUGGUGUUAAUGUUAUGGGUGAUCAGUGUAAAUGCCGAAAUAAUAGGGGAAACUAGCUUAACACCUGUUGUACUUAAGUAACAGUAGUGUCCACUUUUUACCUAGUGCUGCUAUACUGUUUGGGACAGAGCCAGCAUCAGAAACCAGCGCUAUAGAUUUCCUUAUUCCCAGUUCCUGAACCAGUCUGAGACUUGCAGUGCUGUACAGAUGACUUAUAACUCAAACAGUGCUGAUAAGUGAUGUGAUCAGGAGCACUAGUAUUGCUAAAAUGACAGACCUUUAGCAACAUAAUUUUAUUUGAUGUCUGUGAUAUGGUAUUCCUGAAAAUAACAGUAAGUAGAAUGGCAUCAGACAUUUGUAGAAGGUUGGUAACAACCGAGUGAUAAUCAAGUACUACGUUGCCCCCAUAUGGACCUGUUGCAUGAGGACAAGAGCACAUGUCAGUUGGUACCAAGUCUUGAAAGGGAAAUGGCUAUAGUGAGUGACACUAGUAACAAUCACUAAUGCCUGUCUCUUUUUUUUCCCCUUUUUUAAAUUCCAAACUGCCUUGCUUUCAACUGUACUUAAAACCACCAGACUGUCACAUUCACAAGUGGGGUAAAAUAGUUAAUCUCAACACGAAGUUACUGCAGCAGCAGUCCAGUAAGGCUUCUCUUGUCUUUCUGUACCUCACUAAAUGUCCAGCCCACAACUGGAUAUGUUUUAGGACUAAUGCACUCUCCUCCCUAACGAUCAGAAUGGCUAUAAUGCAGCUAAAACUUAAAAAAAAAAAAAAUUUAAAUAAAAAAAAAGAUGGUUAGCUAAGGAAAGAGAUCAGCUCAAAGAGAAUCCAAUCUUUUCUAAGGUCCUGGGUGGAAUAUGCACAUACUGGUUUAUAUACAUGCACAUUUGAAAAAAAAAAAAAAAUUAAGUAUGUAUAUAGCUGGUUAUCUCUUUCCACUUUACCUUAAUUUACUCUCCCAGGCCAAUUUAAAUGCCAACUUCUAUAUUUUUCUCUGUGUACCCAUAUUGAAAGUAUAAACAUAUCAAAAUUCUACAAAAAUGAAAGAUAUUCUAAUACUUGAAUCAAAAGGAGCGCCAAUAAUGUAAUGUGAAACUUUUUGUAAUGAUUUUUUGUCAUUCAUACACUUCCAAGCUUUUUGAUAACAUCAGUUCAAAAUGAACAUUUAAAAAAUGUGUGGAGAAGGAAAAAAAAGGCAAAAAUCUAUAGUAUGUGUGUUUGCACAAGACUGUGUGUGUGUGUGUGUGUGUGUGUGUGUGUGUGCGCGUGCUGACGGGUGAGUGACUGUGAUUGUUAAUCUGUUUGUACAAGUGAGCAAAGGUUUAAAAUAUAGUGUGUGCUUAUAGUGGGUUAGUUCCCACCUUAUGGUUUAAUUCAGUAUCUUUACAGGUUAUUCGCCCUUUUAUGUUUUGCCUCUUUUUUUUUUUCUUUUUUUUUUUUUUGCUAGGCUGUAGUCAGAAACCUAUUCAGAUGUGUAUUGUUCUUAGCUUCUAGCGUUGCACUGAGUGUCUGCCUCCCCUCCUUCAGCUAAUCGUACAACAUGAAAUAAAGUACUGAGGGAUAAGGUGACAAUUCAUGUGUUAAUGUUUACUCAAGGACUUAGAGGAAAAAAAGUGUGUUUUUAUCUGUAAUAUGAUCAUCAACUUUAUAUAGUGGCUUUUAUUGCUUUCAUUGAAAAUAACUGAGUAUUGCACCAUUUCUUUUCAAGAUUAUUAAAAAAGAAAAAAGAAAAAAAAUUGUGGCCAUAGGUUUGUGCAGACAGACUUGUAACUUCCAGUGUCGGCUCCAUGCUCAAUGGAAAAUGAUAAAAGAUGAGUUUGUUACAAGGCUUAAUUCAGUGGUGCCUACCUUUUUUAUUUUUUAAAUCAUUGUUAUUUUUUCCUCCAAGGCCACCAACAGUUUACAAGCAUUUCAUGUUGUUCAAAGAAAAGGAAAUUACUGUGGGAAUGUCCAAAAAAAGGACAUACUUCCAUCAUGAAUAACUAACACUUUACUGAAUGAAGUUAAUUGUGCUACUUGCAGAACUCUGGGAUUGAUUAGUGUUGUCAUGUUGUGAUUCACUUUUUUUUUUUUUCUGUGUUGUCAUUGUUGAUUUCAUGGACUAUUGAAGUCUGUUUGUUUGUUUUUUUCCUUUGUGCAAAUAAUUGCUCACUAUCUUGCACAUACAUUAAAAAAUGGAUCAUGUCUCAGGAAGGCAAGGGUUCCAGAGUACCAACUCCGCAACAUUUUAAAGUUUUUUUUUUUUUGUUGUUGUUGUUUUGUUUUUAAUAAGGAAAAAAAAAUAAAUGAAGCACUGAAGGUUAUGGAUUUCAGAAGAAAAUACUUUUUGUUUCUAAAUCCGUAGCAGUUACAUAUUUACCAAAUAAUGGACUCUAAAUGAACUUUAAACAGUGGAGUGCUUUAUAUUAAAAAAAAAAGUCUAUAUAUUAAAAUUGCUUUACAUUUUAGACAAAGUGAUCAAUGAUUUUGAUUGUUCAAAAGACAGUAAAAGAGCAUACAAGUACUGUAUGUGGUAAUCUUUAUUGUAUUUUCUUAACAUGAGGUCCCUUCCUGUUGAAAUCAGGAACAUUUGUGCAUUACUAUUUCUUUCCUUUUCUGCCAUUCUUUCUUAUGGCGGGUAUUAUGUACGGGAAAAAAAUGUAUAAAAGCAUUUCUUCUGCAUCAAUUUGAAGGAUUGAAAGUGAGCUGGUUUAUAAGGAUCAUGAUCUAUGCACAAGUGGGGUGUAGAGGUGUAAAGACCUCUGUGACCCAUCUCAUGGGAUUUGGGGGAUUUCUUUUGGGCUUUCCUUCCAUUGUACUCGUUUCGUUGCCUCUUUAUUCCUGUUUAGCAUCUCUUAUUAAUCGUGUACUACAGUACCAGUACUUUACCAUGCUGUUUAUUCCUAAACCAAUGAGCAUCUCACUCUAAAGCACUGUGGGGUUUUUGUAGCCUGUGAUAAGGGUGUGUCUUGUGUGUUAUCUUUGUUCCUGUGUUAUCCUGGGGGUGGGUGGGCAGGAGGGGUUGCUUUUGCCUUUCAAAAAUAUUAAGGAAAAUGCCUGUACUGAGAUUUUAAAAUGACAGUGGCUUUUAAUGUUUCUCUCUCUCUCUUUCUCUCUCUUUCUCUCUCUCUCUUUCUCUCUCUCUCUCUCUCUCUCUCUCUUUCUCUCCUCAUAGAAUGUGAUUGUUGAUGACAUGCACCCAAAUGUUUCAUGAACAAUGGAGCUUCUUUCAACCUAUUAAUAAAUUGCAUUUUUUGGCUGUAAGGUU